Sesamum indicum (sesame) is the source of this 1206-nucleotide messenger RNA. RefSeq lists its product as uncharacterized. The record is from RefSeq and is a predicted model, not a curated record. Gene Ontology annotation, molecular function: transcription cis-regulatory region binding; DNA-binding transcription factor activity. Gene Ontology annotation, biological process: regulation of DNA-templated transcription. Lineage: Eukaryota; Viridiplantae; Streptophyta; Magnoliopsida; Lamiales; Pedaliaceae. Gene Ontology annotation, cellular component: nucleus.
UUCGUGUGGGGGAGGAUCUUUAUAUUUAUUGAGUGAAGAGAAAAGAGAGAAAGCAACUUGUGGGGUUUUGUCAUCAAUCUACUUAUCUCUCUCUUUUUCUCUCUCAUAAUCAAUUCAGUGCCUGAUUUUUGAUCUAUCUAUCUCUCCCCCUCCUCUCUUUAUUGCUACUGCUGCUCCAUUUUCUCAAGAAAAUAUCUCUUCCUGUGAUCAAGCUUUCAUGUAGAGUGAGAGUGAGUGAAGAUAAUAUCCUGAUACAGAAAUCAUGCAGGAAAUUGAUCAGACCGAACUGGAAUCUAAUUUGUCAUCAAGAACAGAGAAUCAUGCGUCCAAGAAAAGAAAGAUGGGUGAGAGGGUUGUGGUGGCUGUGAAAAUAGCAGAAAAUGAUAAAAAGCAGCAGAGAAAUGAAGGGCCGCCUUCUGAUUGUUGGUCUUGGAGAAAAUAUGGUCAGAAACCCAUCAAAGGAUCGCCUUAUCCUAGGGGAUACUACAGAUGCAGCACAUCAAAGGGUUGUUCAGCUAAAAAACAAGUAGAAAGAUGCAAAACAGAUGCAUCAAUGCUCAUAAUCACCUACACAUCAACCCACAAUCAUCCUGGCCCUGAUUUCUCUUUACCCACCAAUCAGAAACAAGAAGAGAAGGAGACUGAUUCAGCCCCUGAAUCCACUGAUACUCAGCCCACAACUCCAAAACAAGAACAAGAAGCAGAGCUGAUGCCUCAGGAAACCCCAGUAAGCAACUCUGAACAUCAGUUCCAAUACUCCCAAUCUCCAUUCAAUUCCACCACCACAGACCACAUCAUUGUGAAUCAAGAAAACCCUUUUCAAGAAAAUCUGGAAACACAUGGUGGGGUUUACAGUGAAGAUCCCAAAUCAGUGGUUUCUCAUGAUGCCGUCGAAUUGUCAUCACUCCUGAAACCAGAGGAGAAUGACUUCUAUGAUGAGCUUGAGGAACUGCCCUCGUCUUCAUUUUUCACAGCCUUCAUGAGAAGCAGUUUCUGUGAGGAAACAAUUACAGUAAACCCUUCUUGAUCGCUGCGUGCAUUUCCAAAUUCCGUAGCUUUUCAGUCCCUAGAGAUGUGUAUAUUUAGAUUUUUAGUUCGCUUGUUCACAUGGAAGAAACCCAGUUGCCACUGGCGGUUAGCUCAAUUUCUGGCCCUGAACCUGACCCUGACCGUGACCCUUAGUGCUUUUGCUUUCUUUCACUUGAU